Cephus cinctus (wheat stem sawfly) is the source of this 1191-nucleotide messenger RNA. Its product is annotated as gamma-glutamylcyclotransferase. Gene Ontology annotation, molecular function: gamma-glutamylcyclotransferase activity. The coding region runs from base 308 to 838 and encodes 176 amino acids. The transcript is spliced from 5 exons. The record is from RefSeq and is a predicted model, not a curated record. Lineage: Eukaryota; Metazoa; Arthropoda; Insecta; Hymenoptera; Cephidae.
UAAUAAUACAUGGUUACGAUAACGAGCAAAAUCAAAAUAACCGCAGUAUUGAACUAGGAGGGCAUUCAACCUCAUAUAAAUACAAUGUUGGAAAGGGCGAACAGUCAGUGCGUUUAAUCAGUCUCACCUUGAUAGAUACUUUUUAAAAUUUACUGUAUUCUGAAAUCUGUUUCUGUGAUCUACGAAAACUGAAAACUCUUGAUCUACUCAGAUUUUAUUAAUCAUCUCAGGAUAUUUGACGAAGGAAAGGUUCAUCGAGGACGGACAAGUGCAGCCACCGUGCAAUUUAACAAAACUUUGUAUAAAUAUGGCCAAUUCAUUUCUGUACUUUGCUUAUGGAAGCAACUUGCUUACCAAACGAAUUCGUAUAAAUAAUCCAACUGCUAUAAAAAAAGACAUCGGCCGUUUGAAGAACUUCAGGCUUGAUUUUAUAACAUUUUCAAAAAGAUGGCAUGGUGCUGCUGCUACUAUAGUUCCAACAGAGAAUUCACAUGUAUGGGGAGUAAUAUGGGAAAUUGACAACAGCAACAUGUCAGAUUUAGAUGAACAAGAAGGUGUUGCAGAUAAAAUAUAUUUUCCAAUGACAGUUGAUGUGGAAACACCUAAUGGAACAAGUCUUCAAUGUAGAGUUUAUCAACAGUGUAAAAAUCCUGAGGAAAAUGUGACAACAGAAUUGUUACCGGAAGAACGAAGACCUUCCCCACUUUAUUUGAACACGAUAUUAAGUGGAGCACGUGAAAAUGGACUUCCACAUGAAUAUAUUCAAUUUUUACAAAGCAUACCACAUAAUGGUUAUUCUGGAGAAAGUGAAAUAAGCCUUCCUCUACGUGAACAGUGAUUUCGCUAAUGAUCCUCUUCCUGAUGCGCGGUGCAACUGUCUCGUGGUUGGUGACUAGUGACGCCAAUUCUUCAGCCGAUAUGUUAUCCAACGUUUUACGGGGGAUUUUAAUCUUCGAGAUUUCACCAUUAUUUAUCUAGAAAAAGAGGAGCAUUAUUUAAACAUUUGCAAAGAUGUGUAAAAAAUAAAAAUCUAUUUCUGGACCUCUAAAGAAAUAUGAUAUGAUACAGAAUAGUAAGUAGGCAAAUUUUGUGGUUUUGGUAAAAUAAUGAUUAUAUAAGGUAAUUUUUGAAUUUGAUAAAUUCAACAAAUAGUAAUUAAUAAUAUGAAUAAUCCUUGCACUCUUACAUAAA